CAAUCUCGAGAGGGACAUAAGCUAGAGUAGCUCGUCAAGGAUGAGCUGUGCUCAUUUAGUGCGUCCCAGGUCGCCGGCACGAGAGUUCUUUACGCCAUAAAGUUAGAUUCGGACUGAAAUUCGCAGCCAGAAUAACAAGAGCAUCGCAAUCGGCGCAAACUGAAAAUGCUUGCCUCACUCCAGGGUUACGCGGACGCGGUGCGGGGCAAGUUUAGAUCGCAGAAGGAGGUGUUGCAGAAGAGCUUCACGGAGAACUCGCUUUGGGGAAACAAAAACAGCAACAGCCGUAAUUUCACCACCGCAGCGCCGUCGUACCCAAUCACAGCGGAGUGCUUCGUCGGACCACGCGGCAAGGUGUGCGGUGGCGGGGAAGAGCAGGCAGAUACCUGCGUGGGCAAGGUGACCUUCGUACAACCGAGCGAAGACAUCUGCAACAUAGCAUGGGACCUGACGGGAUGCGGGAAGGAGGGAGAGCACGGCUUCCACAUUCACGAAAAGGCCGACUUUUCCAACGGCUGCGACUCGGCCGGGCCGCAUUACAAUCCCUUCGGUAAUACACGAAGAAAUAUACAGAGUUGGAGUAGCAACAAGUUGUAACAGCACUCUAUUGGACUGGUGUACGGUCAUAGAAAUAGUCAUGUAGCAGGUGCUGAUGUUGCGCGUUGCUCCCUGUAGGUGCACAGAUGUGACUGGCCACAUGAUCCGCCCCUGCUAGAGCUAUAAAACUGUUGACCAUUUUGGCAAUUUGUUAGCUUUGCAAAGUGUUGAAUUUUCUGUACCAGGCAAAACGCAUGGCGGUCCGCAGGACGAAGAGCGACACGUUGGGGACAUGGGGAACAUCAUCGUCGACAAAAGUGGCAGUUCGACGGGGACUCUCUCGGACCAUUUAAUCAAGCUAACGGGGGAAUACAGGUAUGAAUUGCUGCGUCGCUAAGCGGCCCUGAACUUUUUUUCGCUGCAAAAUGACACUCGGAUUACAUGGAGCAAUAGGAACGCGGUGCGUCAUUUCAAACCUCUGCUUCAUAACCUUAACCGCAGCGUCAUCGGCCGGUCCGAUAUUGAAGGGAAAACAGCCGCUCGUUAACAGGUUGGCAUGCUACUUUCUUAUUACAUAUAUAAAUAUAACCACACCUUGCGAGCCUCCUCGUGGUCUGCUUCAUUGUUCUGUGAUGUUCUGCUCCUCAGUUAAAAGCGGAACAUAAGUGCGAUCAUGAUCCAAUAUACCAUUCUGCGCGUGCGGCUCACCGAAGAGGAGUUCAGCCUUGCGGCAUUCACUCAUUGCGGCAUUCACAGUCCAUGAACCUGGAGCGUGCAGCUGCGUUCUUCGUUUGCAUACUCGUUAUGGUGCACGCGGAUCCGGACGAUCUCGGUCGUGGCGACAAUAGCGAAACAGGCGUCAACGAUAUCCAAUGGAGUUUCUUUCGUCAGAAAUACUGCGCAGAACUAAUGCAUGCGCGAGGGUGUACUUGUAGUUGAAGAGACAUGCAGUUGGGUUUGAUGUUUGACGGGUGCAAAUAGGACGCAGCUCGCUGUAGCUGCUUCCGUCGAAGAGCUUUUUGAUCACCAGACAGACAGGAGACACUGCUGCAUGAAGAAAUAUCCUGCAGUGUUCAAAGUCGGUCUUCGGAUUCGGAACAUCUUUUUUGAAGCGCAUAGGCAAAUUGUGAUUGCUUGGCAGAAGUAAGCAACAGAAACAUAAAUCAGACUGGCACGGCCGGGAUUUCCUGAUGAAGGAAGUUUUCUUUUGGAUAAUCGGCAAGACGUCGAAAACAACCGGAAAUGCGGGGGCGCGCAUAGCGUGUGGUGAAAGUAUGCAGUCGCAACGAUCGGCGGUCGCAAAUCAAGCGGGGCCGAUUCCAAAUUGAAAUUCUUGCAUGAUUUGAGAAACUUGCUUCCACUUACGAAGUAACGCGUCGGCGUGGCUGGUAAAAAGAGAGCAUUUGUUUUGAUAUUUUUGCCGCGCAAACAAAGGGGGCCACGGAGUUCAAAAUCCGGGCUUGAUUUUCGUUUUUGGGCUUCAUAAAGAUCGUUCUCGCCUGACCCCGGGCACGGCAUCGAAUGUAUCUUCGGUACGGGCGGACCAGACGCUAAAACGUCUUCGUUGGAGAAGGAGAGAGCGUAGCACGACAGGUAUUAGUAUGAAUAGGAAUAGCAGGAACUAUGCUGGCAACAGCACCACAUUCAAACGUCCUAAACAGGUCGUAAGCACACAAAGAAUAACAAGGAUCUGUCCAAUAGCAAUAUUCGUCGCGACAUGUCGUGAUCGACCACUGAAGACGCAGAUACAAAACUGUCGC
Molecule: messenger RNA, 2297 nt
Organism: Amoebophrya sp. A120
Lineage: Eukaryota; Dinophyceae; Syndiniales; Amoebophryaceae
Source: the annotation of a GenBank genome assembly